Molecule: messenger RNA, 1305 nt
Organism: Penaeus indicus
Lineage: Eukaryota; Metazoa; Arthropoda; Malacostraca; Decapoda; Penaeidae
Exons: 7
Coding region: 1-963 (320 amino acids)
Source: RefSeq, a predicted model, not a curated record
AUGCACGACCAACGACGCUACGCGAACUCUCGGCACCUGCCUCCCCGCCUCCGACUGCACCAGCACCGGGGGAGUGUCGUCGGGGAGCUGCGCAAAGGGCUUCGGCGCCUGCUGUAUCGCACGAGUUACAACAACACUUACUUCGUGAACCCCGGAUACACCGGUUCAGAUACAGGAACCGGCGCCUGCAUGUUGACAGUCAAUCGCGUAAACAACAACAUCUGUCAAGUGCGCCUCGAUUUCCUGGACUUGGAAUUAGAACAGCCUGACGUCGAUGGCAACUGCAACGUGGAUUUCUUGACCGUGACUGGAGGAACUUCCACCGUGCCCAGGAUCUGCGGCUCCAACACGGGCCAGCAUAUGUACGUCGACGUUGACCCCAACGGCGGUGCCCUUAAGGUCACUGUAGACAGGUCGGCCGCCUCGACUGUCAACCGAUCCUGGAACAUCAGGGUCACUCAGAUCGCUUGCAACUCGCAGUAUAGAGCCCCUUCCGGAUGCCUUCAGUACUACACCGAGACUUCAGGCUACGUGGAGAGCUUCAACUUCGAUAAUGCUGCUCCUGCUGAUGGAAUAGGUUCCCGCCAGAUCGCCAACCAGGAUUACGGCAUCUGCGUCGAGAUGGAGGACGGAUACUGUGGGAUCAUCUGGGAGAGAAACACGACCGUCGGAGAUAACAGCUUCACCGUCAGCGGGAACACGGUUGCAAUCGACCCCACGCUUAUCGGCACGGCCGCGGCUGGCAGCACGGGCGCGGCGUGCACGACCGACUACGUGAUCAUCCCGGGCGGCGUCGACAACAAUCAGAACUCAGAGGACAGGUUCUGCGGCCUCGGGUUCCCGGACUCCGUCACCUCUACCAUGAAGCCCUUCAUCCUCUACGUUCACACUGACGCAGACGAAGCCACAGACGUCGCCAACCGAGGCUUCAACUUGCAGUACCGACAGAUCACCGAUUGCUAGAGGGAUUCAGCAUUUAAUAUGACUGACGAAUGAACAAUUACGAAAAGAAUUGCAAAUGUCUGACCACUUGUUUAACGUAACGACUGUUAGCUUGAAAAAAAUAGAGAGAGAUAGUUAGCAAGACUGACUAUAUUUAACUGUAUAUAACUUUAAUAUCAUGACGUAAAUCAACCGCCUAUUUGCUCUUUUAAGAUGUUAUUUGUUCUCUCUCCUUGAAUGAUGGUUGUUACCUUUCAUUGUUAUUGACGUAUUCUGUUGUUAUUUGUUAAUGUUCUGUUGAUUUUUACUUUGUAUGAUUCAUGUCACUGUAGUUCACUGUUGGAUGUGUUGUGCCAGCUGGUU